CUCAGAUUGGAACCUCGCCACCCCCCCUUCGGCUAAAACCAAAUCUCAGAUAAAGUAAUGGCAAAUACCACUUGGACUAUAAAACACAACAAAUCAUAACACACGGACAAUAACACUGGCCACCCCAUGAGUUCCUAUUUCGUCAACUCAACUUUUCCCGUGUCUCUACCCGGAGGACAGGAGUCUUUCUUGGGUCAGAUACCGCUAUAUUCCUCUGGAUAUACAGAUUCUUUAAGACAUUAUCCAAGCGCUACGUUCGGAGCUACCAAUGUCCAAGACAAGGUUUACACCUCCUCGUAUUAUCAGCAAGCUGGGGGUGUUUUUGGGAGAAGCGGAUCCACCAGUGCUUGUGACUACUCAACACCCAAUAUUUACCGAUCCGCUGACCGCUCGUGCGCUAUUGGAAGUCUGGAAGACUCGCUGGUCCUAACCCAGGACCAGUGCAAGACGGACUGCACAGAACAGGGCACAGAGAGAUAUUUUAGCACUGAAGAUAAACCAUGUACCCCGGUUUACCCGUGGAUGCAGAGGAUGAACUCAUGUAAUGGAAUGCCUGGCAGCACUGGCCGCAGGGGUCGUCAAACCUACACUCGGUUUCAGACUCUUGAACUGGAAAAGGAGUUCCACUUUAACAGAUAUUUGACAAGAAGGCGAAGAAUUGAAAUAUCGCACGCUCUGUGUUUGACGGAACGACAGAUCAAGAUAUGGUUCCAAAACCGCAGAAUGAAAUGGAAAAAGGAGAAUAAAGCAGUGAACUCGGCAAAGGUCAGCGAUGAGGAAGAUGGUGGAAAGGCUGGAUAAAUGCUAAAAAACAGCUUAUGACGAAGCCCUAGAAACACUGUACAUAACAUGUAGAAUGUAGUUUUAAUUAAUACAUACAUGUUCUUUCCAACAAGAAAAAAAACUACCUAAUAAGUGUUAUGUCGACUCCAAAAUGCUUCAAGAGAGAUUUCUUUCUUAUAAAAACAGGCAUCGAACUCACCUCUG
Molecule: messenger RNA, 987 nt
Organism: Danio rerio (zebrafish)
Lineage: Eukaryota; Metazoa; Chordata; Actinopteri; Cypriniformes; Danionidae
Gene: hoxb6b
Product: homeobox B6b
Biological process (GO): regulation of transcription by RNA polymerase II; regulation of DNA-templated transcription
Cellular component (GO): nucleus
Molecular function (GO): DNA-binding transcription factor activity; DNA-binding transcription factor activity, RNA polymerase II-specific; DNA binding
Source: RefSeq, marked validated